AUGCGGCUACAACUAUCGACGACGACAACUCUUGCAGUUCUUCUUUCGACGUUCUCCACACUCAGUUCGGCGUAUACAUGGCCUUCACCGCAAUACGAUGCUCUUGAGGCUCUCAUCUACGAGGGCAGGACGACUGCCGGUUCCAGCUUGACUGCACUCGUUCACCCUUGCAAGAAACGAGUUGGAACUUUGGCUUCUGUUCCUGCUGAAUGGCUACGAUUUGCUUUCCAUGACAUGGCUACACAUAAUGUCGACGACGGAACGGGCGGAAUGGACGGUUCCAUUGUCUACGAGCUCGGGCGAGCCGAGAACUUUGGAAGCGGCUUCAACCAAACCCUCGGCGACUUUGAGAACUUUCCCAACAAAUACCUCUCCCGCGCGGACAUCAUAGCAGCAGGCGCCGUCCACUCCGUCGCAACAUGUGGCGGGCCCAUCAUCCCCUUCCGCGGCGGCCGCAUCGACACCUUUGAGGCAGGCGGUUUCGGCACGCCCGAGCCCCACCACGACCUUGACACCCUCACCGAGAGCUUCCGCAGGCAAGGCUUCUCUACGCCAGAAAUGAUCAAGAUGGUUGCGUGUGGUCAUACGAUGGGUGGUGUGCGGAGUGAAGAGUUCCCCCAGCUCGUACCACCUGGACCGGAUCCUAGCGUCAUGGUCAUCCAGGAUUUCGAUACCACUCCGGAUUUCGAUAAUAAAGUUGUGACAGAGUACCUGGACGGAACCACUCCUAAUGUCCUCGUCAACUCUCCCAACCGAACGCUCGUGAGCGACCUCCGCGUGUUCUCUGCGGAUGGAAACAACACGAUGCGCGAGAUUGCCCCCGAAGACACCUUCCAAUCCGAAUGCCGCGACAUCCUCGAACGAAUGCUCAACGUCGUUCCCCGAGGUGUUACUCUCACCGAGGAGAUCACCAUGCUCCCAGUCAAGGUCAAAAACGCCCAACUCACUAUCGAGAAGGAGCAGCUGGUGUUCAAGUCUACUUUGCGGUUGGCCCAGCCUCUGGACGAACCUGUUAGCAAGGAGCGCGUGGUUACCAUGUUCUGGUGCGAUCGAUAUGGGAACAACAAGGACUGCGAGGACAGCGCGAGGUCAUCGGUCUUUGUCAAGAGGUUGACCGAGGAUCCCGAUAUCUCUCCCGUUACCAAGAACCUCGGGUACUCGUUCUACAGCUACGACUUUGUCGUCCCCAUCAACCCCGCCCAGUCCAUCUCCAAAUUCUGGUUCGAAGUCGACGAGAAGGACGGCAGCCGACCUACGCUCCACAACAACGAAGGCACCGACUACCCCGUCGAGCAGGACGAAAUCAUCUUUGUGCCGAUGAUGAGUUCUGUGAACGUUAUCUCGAACGGGACUGAUGGCAAGGUUGUCCAGAAUAGGAAUAAUUUGACGGGAGAGUUCUUCUAUAGGGAGUAUAACCUCGUCGUUGGUGUUAGGGAGGAUACGGAGCCUGACCGUGUCUACGUCGACGGCUUCGACUCUUCCGUCCUCGGAUUCGCAUACCUCGUCAACACCACCAUCGAUCUCACCCUCGACGAUUCUCUCAAGCCUGUUGCUGGAUACAAGUUCUACACCGGCCAGUUGGACGAUUCCGGUUUGCAAUUGUCGAUUGAUCUCAACUUGGACGUUGGAGGACAAUUUUUGGAUUCAAUGGUCGAAUUGAAGGCAAUGUCAAUCAUCAUCGCUAUCAACCGGUUCCUCCUCUUCCUCCUCCUCAUAAUCCGUCUCUUCUUCCUCCUCCUCUUCCUCCUCAUUCUCGUCCUGCGUCAUAUCCGGAUUCUGCGGCUGUGGUGCCUGGCCUUGCUGUUGCUGCUGCUGCCCCGAGCUCGCACCACUCGCCAUCUUCCUUGCCUGUGCAGCUCUCUUUGCUUCCUCCUUCUCCUCGUCGACGGGGAGGAGUUGGUCGAGAGCCAGUUCGUUCCAGCGGAAGGCGCCGUUGACGCCGCCGCCUGCGAAGCCCAUGUCUUCGAAGAGGGCGCGGGAGGUUGGGUCGAAGCCGACACGGGGGGUAGGACGGGUGGACUUGCGAGGGGAGGUCUAGCUAAGAGUUCAUUCGAGGGCGUUAGGGGGUGUUUUCGAACCAUUAUCUUCGAGUUCGCCUUUGAUGUAGUCGACAGAGUCGUAGGUGUCGAUUGUGAGGAGUUCGUUCCUCGUCAUAUGGAUGUAGCAAAACGUUAG
Molecule: messenger RNA, 2175 nt
Organism: Coprinopsis cinerea okayama7#130
Lineage: Eukaryota; Fungi; Basidiomycota; Agaricomycetes; Agaricales; Psathyrellaceae
Exons: 8
Coding region: 1-2175 (724 amino acids)
Biological process (GO): hydrogen peroxide catabolic process; response to reactive oxygen species; cellular response to oxidative stress
Molecular function (GO): peroxidase activity; heme binding
Source: RefSeq, a predicted model, not a curated record